GGACAGAAGCCAGGAAACCAAGAAAUGCUUUGACCUGGGCCUACAACUAAGGGCUGCAGAAAGAAGAGUGAACACUGAUUGCCUGGCACUAUGGAGAGCACAGGCUGGUAGAGUACACACACAACAAAUAGGCCAAUAAAUAAUAAAUAACACGUUUGGUGUAAACGUCCGCCCUACUCCAGGAAGGCCUGCUGGACUGCCCAACCCUCUAGUCUGCUGGGGGAUCUGGGCUGUGCCUGGGCCCCUCAUGUGCUGUCCCACCGGAAGUUCUCUGCUCCUCGCCAUGGACACCUGGGCUUUCUGCCCCACAAGAGGAGCCAGCGGCACCGGGGCAAGGUGAAGACAUGGCCUCGGGAUGACCCCAGCCGGCCUGUGCAUCUCACAGCCUUCUUGGGCUAUAAGGCUGGCAUGACCCAUACCCUCCGAGAGGUGCAUCGCCCAGGGCUCAAAAUUUCCAAGCGAGAGGAGGUGGAAGCGGUGACAAUUGUGGAGACACCACCCUUGGUGGUGGUGGGUGUGGUAGGCUAUGUGGCCACCCCUCGAGGCCUGCGGAGCUUCAAGACCAUCUUUGCUGAACAUCUCAGUGAUGAGUGCCGCCGCCGCUUCUACAAAGACUGGCACAAGAGCAAGAAGAAAGCCUUCACCAAAGCCUGCAAGAAGUGGCGAGACACCGACGGCAAGAAGCAGCUCCAGAAAGACUUUGCAGCCAUGAAGAAGUACUGCAAGGUCAUUCGGGUCAUUGUCCAUACCCAGAUGAAGCUGCUGCCCUUCCGGCAGAAGAAGGCCCACAUCAUGGAAAUCCAGCUGAAUGGAGGCACUGUGGCUGAGAAGGUGGCCUGGGCCCAGGCAUGGCUGGAGAAGCAGGUGCCUGUACAUAGUGUAUUCAGCCAGAGUGAGGUGAUUGAUGUCAUUGCUGUCACCAAGGGCCGGGGUGUCAAAGGGGUCACUAGCCGAUGGCAUACCAAGAAGCUGCCGAGGAAGACCCACAAGGGCCUUCGAAAAGUGGCCUGUAUUGGCGCCUGGCACCCUGCCCGAGUGGGCUGCUCCAUUGCCCGAGCUGGGCAGAAGGGUUACCACCACCGUACAGAGCUCAAUAAGAAGAUCUACCGCAUUGGCCAGGGGAUACAUAUGGAAGAUGGGAAGAUGGUCAAAAACAAUGCGUCCACCAGCUAUGAUGUGACUGACAAGUCUAUUACACCACUGGGCGGCUUCCCCCACUAUGGGGAAGUGAACAAUGACUUCGUUAUGCUGAAAGGUUGCAUUGCGGGUACCAAGAAAAGAGUAAUCACGCUGAGGAAGUCCCUGCUAGUGCACCACAGCCGCCGGUCAAUGGAGAAUAUUGAGCUCAAAUUCAUUGACACUACUUCCAAGUUUGGCCAUGGACGCUUUCAGACAGCACAGGAGAAGAGGGCCUUCAUGGGCCCCCAAAAGAAGCAUGUGGAGAAGGAGAAGCCAGAGACCCCAGGAGAGUUAUAGGCUGCAUGGGAUGGAGCGUCCUUGGGUGCAUACCCGCUGCCUGCCCCUCCUGUCCAAUAAAGACCUGAGGCAACCCUUCA
This is a messenger RNA of Nannospalax galili (Upper Galilee mountains blind mole rat), 1556 nucleotides long. RefSeq names its product ribosomal protein L3 like (gene Rpl3l). Gene Ontology annotation, cellular component: cytosolic large ribosomal subunit; ribosome. Gene Ontology annotation, biological process: ribosomal large subunit assembly; translation. NCBI's taxonomy places the organism in Eukaryota, Metazoa, Chordata, Mammalia, Rodentia, Spalacidae. Gene Ontology annotation, molecular function: RNA binding; structural constituent of ribosome. The transcript is spliced from 10 exons. Bases 409 to 1476 code for a protein of 355 amino acids. The record is from RefSeq and is a predicted model, not a curated record.